AUGGCCUCCUACGCUGCGGAACAACUCAAAGAAAAGGGCAACGCUGCUUUCCGGAAUGGAGAUUACCAAGAAGCAGAAGAUCUCUACACACAGGCUGUUCAGCGAUAUUCUCGGAAUCCACUCAUCUUUACGAAUCGGGCGAAUGUGAGGCUGAAAUUGCAGAAAUACGAUGCUGCUGUGAAUGAUUGUUUGAAGUCGAUUGAAAUUACGGGCGCGAGUGGGCAGAAUCACAAGGCAUUUUACUUCUUGGCCCAAGCACAACUCGCUCUUCAUCAUCCACAUGAAGCUCUCUCAUCAGCCUUGACAGCGUACGGCCAAGUUCUCCACCCAAGCCCAGCAGCAAAGAUCUCGCCACUGGACUUGCAGACAUUCUCUGCCUUUGUCUUGAAAUGCAAGAAAGCCAAGUUCUCCUUCCGUGAUCGCGAACGUCUCCGCCGGCAAGGCGAUAUGCGCGCCGAAUUCGAAGACAUGCUCGAAACAACCAAGCAAUCCGAACUUGUUACCAUCUCCCAGCUGCUCCAUUCCGGGCAACUCGGCCAAGUCGAAGCUUUUGAACGCAGCGAGGAAAUCAAGAACAACUUUGCCACGAAAUUCGCCACGCUCCGCAGUGUCUUUGAAGCUGCAGAUCCUAAGAAUUUCAAACCCAAGGAGAUACCGGAUCACUUGAUUGAUAUGAUCACUUUUGAGCCAAUGCAUGAUCCUGUUAUGACGAAAAAUGGACAUUCGUAUGAGAGGAGCACAAUCUUUGAGCAUUUAAAGAGAAGCUCAACUGAUCCGCUGACGAGGGAACCGUUGACGAUUGGGGAGUUGAGACCCAACUUUGGUCUGAAAGCGGCGUGCGACGAGUUCUGGGAGAGCGGUGCCAGUGAGUGGGUUGUCGAUUGGUGA
This is a messenger RNA of Ramularia collo-cygni, 888 nucleotides long. RefSeq names its product related to U-box domain protein. The transcript has 2 exons. Gene Ontology annotation, molecular function: protein-folding chaperone binding; ubiquitin protein ligase activity. Gene Ontology annotation, cellular component: cytoplasm. Gene Ontology annotation, biological process: protein polyubiquitination; proteasome-mediated ubiquitin-dependent protein catabolic process; positive regulation of proteolysis. NCBI's taxonomy places the organism in Eukaryota, Fungi, Ascomycota, Dothideomycetes, Mycosphaerellales, Mycosphaerellaceae. Bases 1 to 888 code for a protein of 295 amino acids. The record is from RefSeq and is a predicted model, not a curated record.